GAGAGAGAGAGAGAGAGAGAGAGAGAGAGCGCUUCAGACCCCGAAAGCCACCGCUCUUGCCCCUGUAAGGCUCCUUCACUCUCACUCCUCGUUUCAUUUUCUCUGGUAUAUUUCUUCUUCUUUUCUGCAAAAAGUUUUGAGUCUUUGAUUUGCUUUUGUGGGUUGGGUUUUGACUUUUUAGUGGAAUUGCCUUCUGUUUUGAGACUUUUGGCUUUUUGGGUCCUGGAUUUUGGAGCUGAAAUCAGCCCAAGUUUUCUGCUUUUGGGAAAUGAGAGGGUAGAAAGUCAACUGAAAAGUUUGGAUGAGCUUUUACUGAACAAGGAAGUUGAACGGCAGCACUAGUAUAUCAUUUUGCGGAUGCUUUGUUUUCAUAGAAAAAAUGAAUGGAGGAUGUAAAUGUAUGCUCUUUCAGAUAUCUCCCGGAUUUUGGUUUAUUUUCAGAGGCACUAAUUGAAUGAAAUUUUAGCUGCAGCAUGAAGCAAACUUAUUUUAUGAUUUGGAUGAGUUGGGAAUUGAGAAAGUUUAGCUGCAAUAUCGAACUUAUCCACUUGAUGAUUUUAUGGGCUUUGGUUGACUGAAUCCCUGAAAGAUCAUUAAGCAUUUUCACAGUUGUUGUGUUCUGAACUUCUGAGAUAUAGUGCAAAAACAUUUUUCUGCUUCUUCUUAUAAGUUGUGUAUUUUAAAAAUGUGUUUCUGGAUAAGUAAUGUGCGCUCGCUAGUUCAAAUUUGAUCUCUUCCGAUUAUAUUUUUCACGGGGUUGAAUCAAGCCAAGUUUUUUGUUCCGGAGUAAUUGUAGAGCAUAUGUGUAUUGGCUUGAUGCUCUUUAUUUUCGCCAAGUAUUAAGUCUUUGGUGGUCGUACUGUUGUUAUAUGAGUUUAACAGAAUCAAUAGGUUCCCCCCUUUUUAUUAUAUUUUUGUUUUCAAGUCUUUAUAGUUCAACGAGUUGGAAAUCCAUCUUAAGCACUUGAGAACUGCCUUUUAUAGAGUCUUUAAUCUUUCUGCUGUUUAUAACUAAGAGGACAAGGAGUUUCCUGGUAUACUUGCAGUCACUCAUAAGUUUUUUCACAGAAUCCUAUAUCGUCAUACGGCAUGUGAGAAUCUAAAAGUGCCUAUAAUUGUGUAAGAAACCGAAAUCUUUGUGACAUUAUGCAUGUCUGGCCCUGCGGCCAUUGGCGAUAAAGCGGCAGAAGCACGAUUGUUUACAGAGAGAACAAAGUCUCUUGAGGUCAUUUCCAAAGAAGACAGAGAAUCCAUAAUAAAUAAUGGUGAAAUUGCUGAUACUUCUGAAAUUGCAGCCUUUAGAGUCAGGGAGCUAUUACUUCCGAAUAGGGAGUCCUAUUCUGGACCCGUGCUUGGAAACAUCCCUGAAGGGAAGGGAAAAUAUGUCUGGUCAGAUGGCUGCAUAUAUGAGGGUGAAUGGAGACGGGGGAUGAGACAUGGGAAUGGAAAAAUUAUUUGGUCUUCUGGUGGUGUUUAUGAGGGCGAAUUUUUAGGUGGAUAUAUGCAUGGAACAGGGACCUACAUUGGGUCGGAUAAGAUGACUUAUAAGGGGCGAUGGCGGUUGAAUCUCAAACAUGGUUUGGGAUAUCAAGUCUAUCCUAGUGGAGAUGCCUUUGAAGGUUCUUGGAUGCAGGGGUUGGCAGAAGGGCCUGGCAAGUAUACGUGGGUAAAUGGAAAUGUUUAUCUAGGAAAUAUGAAAGGAGGGAAAAUGUCAGGGAAAGGAACUCUCACAUGGACCAAUGGGGACUCAUUUGAAGGAAGCUGGUUGAAUGGCAUGAUGCAUGGAUUUGGAGUAUACACGUGGAGCGAUGGAGGCAUCUAUGUUGGAACUUGGACCCGCGGUUUAAAAGAUGGGAAAGGGUCAUUUUAUCCAAAAGGCAGCAGACUUCCAGUAGUAGAAGAACUUUACAUGAACGCUUUGAGGAGACGAGGGCUCUUGCCAGAUUUAAGAAAACAGAACAACGCACAUAUCCAUAAUGCUGGUUCAGGGGAUAUAGGAAAUGUGAAGAUUGGAGAGAGCCUGCAGGGAUCUCAUCGUGCUUCAGCCGAUAAAAUCUCUAAUAGAAAUCUGUUAAAUUUGGAGCAGUCACAUAGAAAUGUUUCCUUGGAAAGGCGUUGGAGUAUGGAGGUAUCUUUCGAAAAAGUUAUUGGCCAUGAUCUAUCAUUAGCUGAGGGUGGAGAAAAAGAUUCUGAGACAGGAAUUCCAAUCUUAGAACGAGAAUAUAUGCAGGGUGUCUUAAUCAGUGAGCUAGUAAUGAAUAACAGCUUUUCUUCGUCAUCUAGAAGGGCAAAACGGCGACAAAAGAAGCUAGCAAAAGUGGUGAAGAGACCUGGUGAAGCGAUCAUUAAAGGUCAUAGGAGCUAUGAUCUAAUGCUCAGUUUGCAGCUGGGUAUCAGGUAUACUGUUGGGAAGAUAACACCAAUACAAAGGAGAGAAGUCCGGGCAUCAGAUUUUGGGCCUCGAGCAAGUUUUUGGAUGAAUUUUCCUAAAGAAGGCUCCCAAUUGACACCGCCUCAUCAAUCAGUAGAUUUUAGGUGGAAAGACUAUUGCCCCAUGGUCUUUAGGAAUUUGAGGGAGAUGUUCAAGAUUGAUGCUGCUGACUACAUGAUGUCUAUUUGUGGAAAUGAUGCUCUCAGAGAACUUUCUUCUCCCGGAAAAAGUGGUAGUGUGUUUUUCCUAUCUCAAGAUGACCGUUUCAUGAUUAAGACACUCAGGAAAUCUGAAGUUCAGGUUCUUCUGCGGAUGCUUCCUAGUUAUCAUCAUCAUGUAAGGUCGUAUGAGAACACCCUCAUCACAAAAUUCUUUGGACUUCAUAGGAUUAAACCUUCAAGUGGUCAAAAGUUCCGCUUUGUAGUGAUGGGAAACAUGUUCUGCACAGAGCUAAGAAUACAUCGAAGAUUUGAUUUGAAAGGUUCAUCCCUUGGUCGUUCUGCUGAUAAGAUUGAAAUCGACGAAAACACAACGCUCAAGGACUUGGAUUUAACCUACUCUUUUUAUCUCGAACCUUCUUGGCGAGAGGCCUUAAUGACUCAGAGUGAGAUCGACAGUAAAUUUCUGGAGGCGCAGCACAUUAUGGACUACAGCCUUCUCAUGGGAGUGCAUUAUCGAGCCCCCCAACAUCUGCGGUCUAUCACGUCCUACAAUAAUACCACUCGAGCUGAUGGUUUGGGAAUCCUUGCAGAGGAAGAGACUCUGGAGGACGAGAUCUCCAAUUACCCACAGGGACUUGUCUUAAUCCCACGUGGAAGCAACGACGCUAGUGUUGUUGUUGGCCCUCAUGUGAGAGGUAGCCGACUGAGAGCAUCAUCUGCCGGUUAUGAGGAAGUCGAUCUCCUAUUACCCGGUACAGCAAGGCUCCAAAUCCAGCUGGGUGUGAACAUGCCAGCAAGGGCAGAGCAGGUUCCCGGCGAACAGGGAGACCAGCAAACAUUUCAUGAAGUAUACGACGUUGUGCUAUAUCUUGGGAUCAUUGAUAUAUUGCAAGACUACAGCAUGGGAAAGAAGAUUGAACACGCGUACAAAUCUCUUCAAUUCGAUUCCUUGUCCAUCUCCGCUGUGGACCCGACAUUCUAUUCCCGGCGCUUCUUGGAAUUCAUCCGGAAGGUCUUCCCUCCAAAUGCCUUAACAAGGUAAGAUUUGGUGUCCAGUGCAGAAAGAACCUCAUCUGAGGGUACUUUUGAUAAGGCCUGCGGUUUGCAUCCCUCAAGGACCGUUUGCAAAAGCAUCCGGAGAAGGAGCAUCAUCGGCUAUGCCAGCAUUGAGCAGCAGCUGGGUUGAACAUCGUAAUGAUUUGGUGACAGAUUUGAAUUUGUUUCUCCCUCCCUCUGGUUUUGCUACUUUUGGAGCGCCUGCUGCUUACUUACAUGUACCUAUAUCCAUUUUUCCGAUCAAUGUACUGUGUUUAAUCGAUCAGAGACAUCCAAACCAUCUUUUUUUUCUUUUUCUUUUUUUUUUUGUACAAACGAGCCGUUACAAAUGAUUAUAAAUUUGGAAAUGAUUUCCGUACUCU
Messenger RNA from Malus domestica (apple), 4010 nucleotides. Its product is annotated as phosphatidylinositol 4-phosphate 5-kinase 9-like. Gene Ontology annotation, molecular function: ATP binding; 1-phosphatidylinositol-4-phosphate 5-kinase activity. Gene Ontology annotation, biological process: phosphatidylinositol phosphate biosynthetic process. Gene Ontology annotation, cellular component: plasma membrane. The record is from RefSeq and is a predicted model, not a curated record. Lineage: Eukaryota; Viridiplantae; Streptophyta; Magnoliopsida; Rosales; Rosaceae.